AUGAUUAAGAAAAUGUCUCCGUCCGAGCAUGACUUCGAUAUCCCAGCUAAGAACUGCCACCGCAUGGUCGUGCUCGGGUCCACCAAGGUGGGCAAGACGGCGAUCAUCUCACGUUUCUUGAACGAGCGCUUCGAUGAUCAGUACACGCCGACCAUCGAGGACUUCCACCGCAAAUUCUAUAGCAUCCGUGGAGAAGUCUAUCAGCUGGACAUCCUAGACACGUCCGGAAACCACCCGUUCCCUGCCAUGAGGAGACUCUCCAUCCUGACAGGUGAUGUUUUCAUCCUGGUGUUCAGCUUGGACAAUCGAGCCUCUUUCCAGGAGGUACAGCGACUCAAGAGGCAGAUUUUCGAGACAAAGUCAUGUCUAAAAACCAAGACUAAGGAGAGCACCAAUGUGCCACUGGUCAUCUGUGGCAACAAGUGUGAUCGUGAGUUCACUCGCGAGGUUUCAGAUGAUGAAAUCAAGCGACUGGUGGCAGGGGACGAGCACUGUGCCUACUUUGAUGUAUCGGCCAAGCGUAACACCAAUGUGGACAUCAUGUUUCACACGCUCUUCAAUAUGGCUAAACUGCCCGACGAGAUGAGCCCAGACCGGCACCGCAAAAUCUCACUGCAAUGUGGUGAUGUGCUGCACAGAAAAUCCCUGCGAAAUCGUAAGUUCAGGGAUGGCGGUGACGCGUACGGCAUUGUGGCUCCCUUCGCAAGGCGGCCAAGUGUGCACAGUGAUCUCAUGUACAUUAAGGAAAAAGCCUUACAUCAAGGUACCAAGGAUCGUUGUGUCAUUUGCUAA
Messenger RNA from Neoarius graeffei (lesser salmon catfish), 792 nucleotides. Its product is annotated as dexamethasone-induced Ras-related protein 1-like. Gene Ontology annotation, molecular function: GTPase activity; GTP binding. NCBI's taxonomy places the organism in Eukaryota, Metazoa, Chordata, Actinopteri, Siluriformes, Ariidae. The record is from RefSeq and is a predicted model, not a curated record. The transcript has 2 exons. Bases 1 to 792 code for a protein of 263 amino acids.